Molecule: messenger RNA, 577 nt
Organism: Siniperca chuatsi (mandarin fish)
Lineage: Eukaryota; Metazoa; Chordata; Actinopteri; Centrarchiformes; Sinipercidae
Gene: pfdn1
Product: prefoldin subunit 1
Exons: 4
Coding region: 125-493 (122 amino acids)
Biological process (GO): protein folding
Cellular component (GO): prefoldin complex; cytoplasm
Molecular function (GO): protein folding chaperone
Source: RefSeq, a predicted model, not a curated record
GAUCAAUAACAAACAGCAGAGGGCAGCACCGCGCCAUUGUCGCGCCUAGUCUGCCCAACCGUAGAAGAAGAGGAGGAGGAGGCGGACAUGCGCAGUGUGCGGCUCUGGUUCAGUGUUAGUGAAGAUGGCUGCGCCCAUAGACCUGGAGCUGAAGAAGGCGUUCUCGGAGCUGCAGGUGAAGAUGAUCGACACGCAGCAGAAGGUGAAGCUGGCCGACCUGCAGAUCGAUCAGCUGACUCGGGUUCAGAAACAUGCUAAGCUAACUCACGCCGAGAUCACCACGCUGCCCGACAACACACGGCUGUACGAGGGAGUCGGACGCAUGUUCAUUCUUCAGUCGAAGGAGGACAUCAACAAUCAGCUGAUGGACAAACAGAAAACAGCUGAUGAGAAGAUUAAAGAGCUGGAGCAGAAGAAGGUGUACCUUGAACGCAGCGUGAAAGAAGCAGAAGACAACAUCAGAGAGAUGCUGCUGUCCAGGAGAGCUCAGUAAUCAAUCGUCGAUAACACAUUGAUCACGCGUUCACGUCGGGAACUGUGUGUGUGUGUUUGUUCAUAAUAAAAUGUUGAACCUUCA